Durusdinium trenchii is the source of this 273-nucleotide messenger RNA. NCBI's taxonomy places the organism in Eukaryota, Dinophyceae, Suessiales, Symbiodiniaceae. The record is from the annotation of a GenBank genome assembly.
AUGUUCUUCCGCAGUCCCAUUCUUCUCUUGGACAAGUCCAAGCGACUGGUGGUGAAACUGGCUAGCUCGGUGGGUACGGGCUUCGCAUAUUGGACGGAGAAGUCCCCUUUGAAGAAGGAUUUUCGGAUGGCUUUGCGGAAGUUCGAUCCGCUCGUGAACCGCCAUGUCAUGUUCUACGAGGUUGCUCUGGGAAAGCAAAGAAAAGGCAAGAGGGGGCGACCACAAACUUGGGCAAGAUGGACGGGCAUCGGCAUUGAGGAUAUGGUGGCGUGA